CGCCGUCGGCUUCCCCCGUCGCCGUCCGUCCGGUCCUCCGCCCUCCGCCCUCCGCCAUGGCCGGCGAAGGCUUCCCGAGCUUCCGGCUGGGGCCGCGGCCGCUGGGCUCCUCGCCGUGGUGGGAUCAGCAAGAUGACUUUCACACCGCCUUCCUGGAGCACUUGGCCAAGUUCGUGCCGGACAUUUAUUUUGCCGAAAUGGACCCGCUGCCGGAGAAGCAGGAGGAGCUUGCCCAGAAGUUUCUGCUGACUCCACUGGAGUGGUCUCUGUUUGGAGACGAUCCAGCCGCUUGCCUGGAGAGACUGAAGCAGAACGGAGCGUUUCAGCUGUGCGGAAAGGUUUUCAAAGCGGGUGAGACGACUUACUCCUGCAGGGACUGUGCGAUUGAUCUAACGUGUGUCCUCUGCAUGGAUUGCUUCCAGAACAGCGUUCACAGAAACCACCAUUACAAGAUGCACACUUCCACAGGAGGAGGGUUCUGCGACUGCGGGGACACGGAAGCCUGGAAGACCGGUCCCUUCUGUGCGAGCCACGAGCCCGGGGCAUCCGGCACCGCCAAAGAGACCCCGCGCUGCCAGCUGAACGAGGAUGUCCUCGCCCAGGCCAGGAAGAUCUUCUCUUCCGUAGUGAAGUACAUUGUGGAAAUGACUAUCUGGAAUGAACAACAGGAGCUGUCGCCUCUUCUCCGGACCAGGGAAAGAACGUCGAGGUAUUACUGCGUCCUCUUCAAUGACGAACACCAUUCCUACGACCACGUCAUCUACAGUUUACAGCGAGCCCUCGGCUGUGACCGUUCGGAGGCCCAGUUACACACGGCGGCCAUUGAUAAGGAGGGUCGCCGGGCUGUCAAGGUGGGUCCUUACGCUCCGUGUCAAGAAGCGAGGGAAGAUAUAAAGAGGCAUUCGGAGAACGUCUCCCAGCAUCCCCUCCACGUGGAGGUCCUGCAUGCCGACGUCAUGGCCCACCAGAGGUUCGCUCUGCGUCUCGGCUCCUGGUUGAACGGGCUCAUGAGUUAUUCAAGUGACUUCCGACAGAUGUUCUGUCAGGCCUGCCUCAGGGAGGAUGUCGGUUCGGAGGGCCCUUGCCCCAUAAGCAAGCUCAUGCUCUGGGACGCCAAGCUCUAUAAAGGUGCACGCAAGAUCCUUCAUGAGCUGAUCUUCGGCAGUUUCUUCAUGGAAAUGGAGUACAAAAAAAUUUUUGCGAUGGAAUUCGUGAAGCACUAUAAGCAACUGCAGAAAGAGUACGUCAGCGACGACCACGACAGAAGCAUCUCCGUGACGGCCCUGUCCGUUCAGAUAUUUACCGUCCCUACCCUGGCCCGGCAGCUCAUCGAGGAGCAAAACGUCAUCUCCGUCAUCGCCGAGACCCUCCUGGAGGUUCUACCCGAGUAUUUGGACAAGAAUGGCAAAUUCAACUUCCAGGGAUACAGCCAAGACAAGCUGGGAAGAGUGUACGCGAUUAUCUGCGACCUCAAGUACAUACUGAUCAGCAGACCCGCAGAAUGGACCGACCGAUUGAGGAUUCAGUUUCUACAAGGCUUUCGCUCUUUCCUGAAGAUUCUCACGUGCAUGCAGGGGAUGGAAGAGAUCAGAAGGCAGGUCGGACAGCACAUCGAAGUGGAUCCGGACUGGGAGGCCGCCAUCGCCAUCCAGAUGCAGCUGAAGAACAUCCUCCUCAUGUUCCAGGAGUGGUGCGCCUGUGACGAGCGGGUCCUGUUGGAGGCCUACGGGGCGUGCCACGAGGCCGUCACGAAAUGUAACCCCGUCAGCUUUUCGGGAGACGGGGCGGUCGUCCACCUGUGCGGCCACACUCUGGAAAAUAAGCCGUUCAGGGUGUCGACCGACCCCGUCAGCAUUCACCUGCCCCUCUCCAGGACGCUGGCCGGUCUUCACGUGCGCUUAAGCAGGAGGGGAGCUGUUUCCAGACUGCGGGAAUCCGUGCCUUCGGAGGAUCUCCGGGUGGAGCUGCUGGUCGAACAUCCGCUGCGCUGCCUGGUGCUGGUGGCCCAGGUCGGGGCCGAGAUGUGGCGGCGGAACGGGCUCUCUCUGAUCAGCCAGGUGUUCUAUUACCAAGAUGUCAAAUGCAGAGAGGAGAUGUACGAUAAAGACAUCAUCAUGCUUCAGAUUGGCGCCUCGAUGAUGGAUCCGGACCGUUUCCUCCUGCUGGUGCUCCAGCGAUACGAGCUCGUCGAUGUCUUCCAGAAGGCGGUGCCCACCAGAGACCAGGAUCAGAAGAAGCGGUAUAAAACGUUGAUAGAAGAGAUGCUGCAGGUGCUCAUCUACGUCGUGGGGGAGCGCUACGUGCCCGGAGUGGGCAACGUGACCGAGGAAGAGGUGGUCAUGCGAGAAAUCAUCCACCUGCUCUGCAUCGAGCCCAUGGCUCACAGUGCCAUCGCCAAGUCCCUGCCCGAGAACGAGAACAACGAAACCGGCUUGGAUCGGGUUAUCGACAGAGUGGCCGUCUUCAAGCGACCGGGGGUGUCGGGCCACGGAGUUUACGAGCUGAGGGACGAAGCCGCGAAGGAGUUCAACGUGUUCUUCUAUCACUAUUCCAAAACGCAGCACAGCAAGGCCGAACACACGCAGAAGAAAAAGAGAAAACAGGAAAACAGAGACGAAGCUCUCCCCCCGCCCCCGCCUCCGGAGUUCAGCCCCGCCUUUGCCGGCGUGGUUAACCUCCUGCACUGCGACGUGCUGAUGCACGUCCUCAGGACCGUCUUACAGCGGGCGGCGGACCCGGACGACAGCUCGUGGACGGAGGCCAUGAUCCAGAUGGUGCUUCACCUCCUCGCCCUGGGUCUGCUAGAAGAGAAGAGCCAACUCCAGAAGGCUCCGGAGGACGAAGUGACAUUUGACUUCUAUUUCAAGGCGUCGAGGAUGGGCAGUUCGGCCGAGAACGCCCUCAACAUCCAGAUGCUUCUGGAGCGACUCAGAGGGAUCCCCCAGUUAGAGGCUCAGAAAGACAUGAUCGCCUGGAUACUGCAGAUGUUCGACGCGGUGAAGCAGCUGAGAGAGAAAUCCGGCGCCACUCCGGGGCCGGUCUCGCCGGGAGCCGCCGCCGCCAGGGCCGCCGAGACCACUCAGGACAGAGAGAAGGCGGAGCGGAAGAGGAAGGCGGAGGCCGCCCGGCUGCACCGCCAGAAGAUCAUGGCCCAGAUGUCCGCCCUCCAGAAGAAUUUCAUCGAAACUCACAGGCUCCUGUACGAGAACACGGCGGAGACCCACCGGGGGCGCGAGGAGUCCGCGAUGGAGGCGGAGGGCGCAUCCGCCGUCGCCGCCGACUCCAGGAUCGCUCUGGGACCUGAGCGGGGUCCCUCCCUCGGUGAAGAGGAGGUGCUCACCUGUAUCCUGUGUCAGGAGGAACAGGAAGUGAGACUGGAGAACGCCGCCAUGGUGCUGUCGGCCUGCGUCCAGAAAUCCACCGCCCUAGCUCAGCGCCGGGGGAGGUCCCCGGGACCCUCGGCAGAAGUGCCGGAUCCCCUGUUCGUGGCCCCGGACCUGGCUUGCGGCGCCCACGUCGGAAGUUGCGGUCACGUGAUGCACGCUUCCUGCUGGCAGAAGUACUUCGAGGCCAUGCAGCUGAACUCUCGGCAGCGCCUUCACGUGGAGCUCUUCGACCUGGAGAGCGGAGAAUACCUCUGUCCCCUGUGCAAAUCGCUGUGCAACACCGUGAUCCCCAUCCUGCCGCUGCAGACCCAGAGGAUAAGCGGCGAGGACGCCGAGGCCGUCUCUCGGCUUCUCACCCCGGCGCGGUGGUUGGACGUCGUCACGGCCAGGAUAGCGGGCUACGAGGAGAAAAGCGCCGAAGGAGAACAACCUGAAGCGCCGCCCGGGGCUCAGCAAGGAGCCAGCGAUUCUACUUCGGAAUUCCACUCUAUCCUGAGCUUCGGGAUCCAGCCUGCAGCCAGGUACUCCAGCGGCAACAGGGAGAUGCUGGUUCUCUUCGCCACGACGAUCUACAGGGUCGGCCUGCAGGCGCCCCCCAGCGAGACGGAUCCCCGCAUCCCGGGGAUCGUGUGGAGCAGCUGCGCCUUCACCGUCCAGUGCCUCGAAAACCUCCUGGGAGACGAAGGGAAGCCUCUGUUCGGAGCCCUCCAGAACAGGCAGCACAGCGGUCUUAAAGCCUUGGUGCAGUUUACCGUGGCCCAGAGGAUCACCUCGCCGCCCGGCCUGAUACGGAAACAUCUGGUCCGCCUUCUCUCAGUGCUUCUUCCUAACCUGGAGGCAGACGACACCCCGUCCCUUCUGUCUGUGGAUCUGUUUCACGUUCUGGUAGGGGCCGUGUCCGCUUUUCCGUCUCUGUACCGGGAGGACGCCGUAGAUCUGCAGCCGUCGACGAUCAGCGCCUCUUACAAUCACCUCUACCUCUUCCACUUGGUGACCAUGGCCCACGUGCUCCAGAUACUUCUCACCGUCGAGACAGAUGGCUCCUCCGCUCAGACGCCGGACGACGGCGAAGAGGCGCGCUCGGCAUCCUCCUUCUGUCGAGAAGUCGCCCGGCGCACCGACGGCUGCUUCAGCGGGGACCUCGCCGGGGGGCAGCUGUGGGACCGUCUGAAGAGAGGCAUCACCCCCUUCCUGCGCUCGGCCGCUUUAUUUUUCCACUACCUCCUGGGAGUGUCGCCUCCUGAAGAAUUACUCGUGGUCUCCCAAGACGAAGAAUUCGGCGCGCUCUGUCGCUAUCUGUCUCUACCCACCAAUCUGUUCCUGCUCUUCCAGGAAUACGGGGAGACGGUCGAGCCCCUGCUCCACAGGUGGUGCACGGAUCCGGCCGUCCUGACGGUCCUGAAGGGGGAAGGCUCGCCGGCGGUCAGAUAUCCCCGGAAAAGAAAUACCCUGGUGGAUCUUCCGGAAGACUAUAGCCACCUUCUGAACCAGGCCUCUCAGUUCAGGUGCCCGCGGUCGUCCGACGACGAACGGAAGCACCCGGUCCUGUGUUUGUUCUGCGGAGCCAUGCUGUGUUCUCAGAACGCUUGCUGCCAGGAGACGGUGAACGGGGAGGAGAUCGGAGCCUGCGUCUUCCACGCGGCGCGCUGCGGAGCCGGUGUGGGUGUAUUCCUCAACAUCAGAGAGUGCAAAGUGAUCCUGAUCGAAGGGAAAGCCCGUGGCUGCUUGUACCCGGCCCCCUACCUGGAUGAAUACGGAGAAACCGACCCGGGCCUCAAGAGGGGCAAUCCCCUGCAUCUGUCCCGGGAGCGGUAUCGGAAGCUACACCUGCUCUGGCAGCAGCACUGCAUCGUCGAAGAGAUCGCCAGGAGCCAGGAGACCAAUCAGAUCUUGUUUGGAUUCAACUGGCAGCUGCUCUGAACGGCGGCGGCUUCCGAGGCCGGACGCGGCGCCCGGGACCGGGCGGAUUUCCGGGCCCGUUUCGUCCGGCCGGGUGAGGGCGCGACGGGCCCUCUCCCACCUCCGCUUCCGAUGUCCCCCGAGAACGCCGCCCGCUCGCCCCCGGGGCCUCGUCCCGGCGAAGCUCGCGUCCCCGAGGGACGGCGGCCCCUCGCCUGGAACCCGGACUCCGGGGCCGAGACCCCGCUCGUGGGUAAGGGAGUAGAUUCCCCGCUCCCGGCCGUCCCCCCCGGCGAUCGUCCAGACUUCCGGCUGAAUCGCGGCGUGGGUUCCCCGGGGAAGGCCCGAGGAGGCUCAUCUUAAAACGGACGGCCUCCUCGGAGAACGCGCCGAGGCCGGUUCCUCGCUGGGUUCCUCGUUCCGGCCAGCUCAGUUCGCCGCCUUUUUUUUUUUUUUUUCUUUUCCCCCCCAUCCGAGCCCGCUUCCGGCGAUCCCCGGCCGCAGCCUGGCACCGGGCCGGGAAGGAGACGGAGCGGAAGCUCCGUUUAACGUGCCCGGCGGAAGGAAGCAGAGGCACCGCCUCUCUUCCCCUCCGGGGAUCUCGAAGACUCUGCCGCCUUGCCGCUCACCCCAGUCGACGCUCGCCGCCCCUUGCCGGCGUGGGUGGGACUGGCCUUUCCAAAGCGGGCCUUAGGCACCGCGUCUUUCACUUGUCUGGGGUCUUCUCGGCUUUGCUUUUGGUUUUCGAAACCUGGGUCCUCCUCUUCAGCACGGUUAGAUUUGGACCGGCAGAAAUUCCUUUGCGCUGCUCUUGUUUCUCUUGAGAUCGCCCCCCCCCCCCCCCCGUAUCCUCCGGGGCCGGGUCAACAGCCCGGGCCUCCCGUCAGCCGCCGCCUCCGCGUGCCGCUGCGGUGGCUCGGGAUCUGCGGCGGCCUCGCCGAGAGAUGCAGCAGGGCGACUCCGAUACGAAAACCCCGCGGUGAAUCGAGAGCGGCCCGUGAGGAUCAGGAUCCCCCGACUCCGACCCGUCCGGCUCCGGGGCUACCACGGAUCCCGGCUACCACGAGAGCCGCUCGCCGGGCCGUCCGGCCCCGAGCCACCCGGUUGGGAGAUCCUAGCGCCCUUCCCUCGGAUCCUUCCGCGGAGGUCGUUCCGAGCUCUCGUUAGCGAAGCGGGAGAACCGAGGGCGACGGAAUUUCCGAACCCGGAUGAGGUCAUCCGUCGGACUCGGGGCCGAGCCGGGUUCCCGCCGGCUGGCCGCUCGCUAAACCGCAGCUCCCUGCCCUUCUCCCGGCCGCCUUGGGGAAUUGAAGAGGAUUUGAGAGGGAGGAGCGUCGGUGUCCUCCCGCUCCUCUCCCCGCCCCUUCCUCCCGGUCCGUGACGCUUCCCGCCCAGCGGCCCCCAGCAGCACAGCUCUUGCUCGGUCCUGGCUCUGGGUGCGAGCACGCAGGAGGAGUGGCCUCCCCCGCCCACCCUAGGUGUGGUCCUACGCCGUCCGGGCCGCCAUCUUGUAGGCGUAGAUGGCGGGCCGGAGGGAGGAGGGAUGGAGCGAAUGUGCCCGAGGGGGACCCGUGCUUUAAUACCCCCCCCCCCCCCCCCCGCUCGCCGUGCCUCGGUCUCAUCUCCCUCGCCGCCGAGCUUUUCCUGAGUCAAGGAGAAGGAAAAUGGACUCACUGGGUGGGAAGCUCUCAGUCGCAAAGGGUUUCUUCCUACCCGCGCAAUUCCACGGCCCAAUUUCUCAGGCGUCCCCGGGGUGCGGUCAGAGGAGGGAACGGUGCAAGUCGAGGUAGAAAAGGCUGAGAUGACGGUGAACCUUCGCCCGGGGGCCGAGUCCACCCGGCUGCCAGGGAAAGGCGGGUUCUCCGCGGGGGCGGCUCCGAAUUUACCACCGAGCCCGUUGGGCACGGAAGACCGUGGAUUGAGCCCGCCGGAGACACCGGCAGAGGUCCGCGCGUGCUCCCGAAGGGACGAGCCGGGAGACCUCUUCACGGGCGAGCCCGAGAACGCCGAGAGGUUUCACCGGGCCGAGAAGGAAAAACCUUCCCCGUAAUGACUCUCGGACCAACGGGAGGGACGGGGGCCUCAUCGGAUCAGGCCACCGAGGUGAGCCCGCACCCAGGGCGGAGCCCGGGCGUUUCCAUUUUCACUAGAGCUCGGUGGGG
Molecule: messenger RNA, 7447 nt
Organism: Ornithorhynchus anatinus (platypus)
Lineage: Eukaryota; Metazoa; Chordata; Mammalia; Monotremata; Ornithorhynchidae
Gene: UBR1
Product: ubiquitin protein ligase E3 component n-recognin 1
Exons: 47
Coding region: 57-5306 (1749 amino acids)
Biological process (GO): protein ubiquitination; ubiquitin-dependent protein catabolic process via the N-end rule pathway
Cellular component (GO): ubiquitin ligase complex; cytoplasm
Molecular function (GO): ubiquitin protein ligase activity; zinc ion binding
Source: RefSeq, a predicted model, not a curated record